AAGGAGGAUCUCCAUAUACAGGACCAGGACUGGUAUAUAAGGAGGAUCCAGAUCAGAAGGAAGGUGGACACUGAAGGGGAAGAAGAAGAAGAAGCCUGACUCUAACAAGACUCACUGACAGGAUGAAGUACAUUGUGGUCCUGCUGGUUGGUAUCUCCAUUGGACGGGUUCAUUCCUGCAGCCCCCCACCAGGAGCGAUCAAUGUGGCAAGGUCGGGAGAAGCCAAGCAAAGCUCCACGUAUGCACCUCGGUACAUUGCUCAAGCAGCUAAUGAUGGCAGUAGAGCAACCAAUCUCAUCACAGGUCCAUGCUCCAGCACUGCUAAGGACAAUCCCGCCUGGUGGCAGGUGGACCUGAAGAAGGUCUACAAGGUUAACACUGUGGUCAUUGUGAAUAGAGGAGACUGCUGCAGGGAGCGCCUGUUAAAAGCUCAGAUUCGUAUCGGCAAUUCCCCAAAUAAUGACAACCCAAUGUGCAGUAUGAUCACCGACAUCACAAAUCUUAUCAUCACUAUGUGCUGUAACGGGAUGGAGGGUCAGUAUGUGAGUGUGGUUAUUCCCGGGCGGGCAGAAGAGCUCAAUAUCUGUGAAGUGGAGGUCUACGGGGAAGAAGUUAAACCUGCUGAAGUUAAUUUGGCGAGACUGGGAGAAGCCACACAGAGCUCAAUUUACAGACCUGAGUACCACGCCGCUGCCGCCAUUGAUGGCAAUAGGAAUGCAAAUAUGAUGUUGGGCUCAUGUUCCCUCACUGGUGGUGACAAUCCUGCUUGGUGGCGGCUGGACCUAAAGAAGACUUACAAUGUGGACAAAGUGGUGAUAGUGAACAGAGGAGACUGCUGUGGCGAUCGACUGAGAGGGGCUCAGGUUCUUAUUGGAAACUCAGCAGAUAAUAACAACCCAGUAUGCGGCGCCAUAAUCAAUGCUCAAAGCACCAUCACCCUGUCUUGUAACAAGAUGGUGGGUCGGUACGUGAGUGUGGUUAUACCCGGAAGAACAGAAAAUCUCCAGCUCUGUGAAGUGGAGGUUUAUGGGCAAGAAGUUCCAGCUAAUGUUGCGAGACUGGGAGAGGCCACACAGAGCUCACUUUACAGACCUGAGUACAACGCCGCUGCCGCUAUUGAUGGCAAUAAGGCGACAAAUGUGAUGUUGGGCUCAUGUUCCCACACUGGUGGUGACAAUCCUGCUUGGUGGAAGUUGGACCUGAAGAAGAUGUACAAGGUUCAGUCAGUUGUCAUAGUGAACAGAGGAGACUGCUGCAGCGAGCGCCUGAAAGGAGCCGAGAUCCGUGUUGGAAAUUCAGCAGAUAAUAACAACCCCGUAUGCGGCACCAUCACUGACGUCUCAAAAAACCCCAUCACUCUGCCCUGUAACUGGAUGGUGGGUCGGUACGUGAGUGUGGUGAUUCCCGGGAGAGUAGAAUAUCUCCAUAUCUGUGAAGUGGAGGUUAUUGGGUUGGAAAACUGAACACGAUGAAGUUGGAAACGACAAGUUACAUUUAGUCAGUGCCCUAUAAAAGAUUUUAAAAUAAAGAAUAUACUGUACGUCUCUUUGGUAGAGGCAGGACACAGGUGUAAGUUUUGGUGCAGUAUUUUGUGUGUGUUUUUCCUCUUAUAAUCAGAAUAAACUGAUAUGUAAUGAA
Messenger RNA from Xenopus laevis (African clawed frog), 1638 nucleotides. RefSeq lists its product as uncharacterized. NCBI's taxonomy places the organism in Eukaryota, Metazoa, Chordata, Amphibia, Anura, Pipidae. Gene Ontology annotation, biological process: regulation of cellular defense response; regulation of complement activation, lectin pathway. Gene Ontology annotation, molecular function: fucose binding. The record is from RefSeq and is marked predicted.